Messenger RNA from Chaetomium globosum CBS 148.51, 1431 nucleotides. RefSeq lists its product as uncharacterized. The record is from RefSeq and is a predicted model, not a curated record. Gene Ontology annotation, molecular function: 3-hydroxyisobutyryl-CoA hydrolase activity. NCBI's taxonomy places the organism in Eukaryota, Fungi, Ascomycota, Sordariomycetes, Sordariales, Chaetomiaceae. Gene Ontology annotation, biological process: L-valine catabolic process. The transcript is spliced from 2 exons. Gene Ontology annotation, cellular component: mitochondrion. Bases 1 to 1431 code for a protein of 476 amino acids.
AUGCCUCUCAGAGCCAAGCUGCUGUCGCAACAGCCGCAGUCACAACGGCUGAUGUCGACACAACAAGCCUACGAUCUUUUCAAACCCCGCGACGACGACGAGCCCGAGGAUGUCCUCUUCAACAGUCUCUACGGCCUCCGGUCCGUCGAGCUCAACAGGCCAAAGAAGUACAACGCUCUCAACGGGUCCAUGAUCCGCAAGAUCGCCCCGCGCAUGCUGGAAUGGGCCAAGUCGGACAUGGCCAACGUUAUCGUGAUGAAGGGCGCUGGAGAGAAGGCUUUCUGUGCCGGCGGCGACGUCGCCCAGCUGGCCGAGUGGAACCAGUCCGGGCCCGAGGGCCAGGCGAAAUCCAAGGAGUACUUCGCACAGGAAUACCAGCUGGACCACCUGAUCGCCACCUACAACAAGCCCUAUGUCGCCUUCAUGGAUGGCAUCACCAUGGGCGGCGGCGUCGGGCUCAGCAUCCACGCCCCCUUCCGCAUCGCGACCGAGCGCACCGUCUUCGCCAUGCCCGAGACGAACAUCGGCUUCUUCCCCGACGUCGGCGGCUCCUUCUUCCUCCCCAGGAUGCCCGGCUCCGUCGGCACCUACCUCGCCCUGACCAGCUCGCGCCUCACGGGCGCCAACGUCUUCUACUCUGGCGUUGCUACCCACUAUCUGCACUCGACCUCUCUUCCGCGGCUCGAGUCCCGCCUCGCCGAGCUGCGCUUCAAUGACGAGGAAGAUAUGGAGACCCGUCUAGCCACCAUUAACGCCACCAUUGAGGAGUUCGUCACGGGCCUGCCGCACGACGAGCCCAUUCUUCUCGGCGGCGAGCUGCGCCGCGCCAUCGAUCGGUGCUUCUGCCACAACAGUGUCGACCAGAUCCUGAGCUCCCUGAAGCGGGAGACCGGCGCGACGCGCCAAUGGGCCGAGGAGACCAUCACCACGCUGCACGCGCGCUCACCCACGGCCGUGCACGUGGCGCUGCGGCAGAUGCGUAUCGGUGUCAAGUGGUCCAUCCGGGACACCUUCAUCCGCGAGCACUCGAUCGCGUCCAAGUUCAUGGCCUCGCACGACUUCACCGAGGGUGUCACUGCGCUGCUCGUCGACAAGCGGCCCGCGACCUGGAAGCCGGCGUCGCUCACCGAGAUCUCCCCGGAGCAGAGCCCCAAGCUGACCGAAGACUACUUCCUCAUGUCGCGCAAAGAACCCAAGCUGGAGCUGCUGACGGAGGCCAACUACGAAGACUACCCGUACGCCCAGUUCGGCGUGCCCACCGAAGCACAGGUCGAGAAGAAGGUCAGCCUGGGUACCAUGUCGCGCCCCCAAAUCGUCGACGCCUUCCUGAGGGAGAGGAGCCAGAAGCAGGGCGUCAAGGAGGUCGUCGAGGAGAUCCUGGCCCGCAAAACCACGGGCGGGUCCAGGGCGGUGGCGAAAUGGGUGUACUAG